AUGAUGGCAAGACCAGUUGCUGGUGUUCGUGAUAAGAGUUUGAUCAUAACCUUGCCUGGAUCACCAAAAGGAGCCACUGAGAACCUGGAAGCUGUUGUAAAGCUUCUGCCCCAUGCCUGUCUACAGGCUGCUGGUGCCAAUUCACGGAAUCUCCAUGCCGGAGGCGUGGAGAAGCUUGAAUCGGAGGCUGGCGUCGAUAGUAGUCAGCACUCGCAUCAUCACCAUCACCACCAUCACGAUCAUGGACACGGUCACAAAGUCCCUAAAGCGCACACAGCGCCAUCGGACAGGCCUCAGUCCAAUGAUCCUAGCGCUGGACCUAACCGGCGCUACCGUUCCUCGCCUUAUCCGAUGCUCUCUGUUGACGAGGCACUCCAGCGGAUCAAUGAGCAGACUCCUGAGCCUGAAGUGAUUGAAGUUCCUGUAACUACCUCUUUGAUUGGUUCGGUCGUUGCAGAGGAUGUUUACGCUGCGGAAUCCGUCCCAGCAUAUCGCGCUAGCAUCGUCGAUGGCUACGCAGUCAUUGCACCAGACUCUAAAACCACAGCCCAGUCCAUCAAGGGGAUAUUCCCCGUAGCGUCAAUCACCCACGCCAAUGUUGGCGGAAACCUGGAGCCCCUGCAGCCGGGCACCAUUGCCAGAAUCACCACCGGCGCCCCUCUCCCCCCGAACGCGAAUGCCGUAGUCAUGGUUGAAGACACAACCCUGGCUUCAUGCACACCCGACGGGAAAGAGGAAGCCACGAUCGAAAUUCUCACUGACGAAAUCGAACCUGGCGAGAACGUCCGCGAACCCGGCAGCGACGUCGCACUAGGCUCCAAGAUCCUUACUCGCGGUGACUUAAUCACCCCAGUCGGUGGAGAAAUCGGACUCCUAGCCUCAACAGGCACCAAGACCAUCAAAGUGUUCCGCAAACCACGCGUAGGUGUUCUAAGCACAGGAGACGAGCUGGUCGAGCACAACGACCCCAGAACUCUAACAGGCGGCCAAAUCCGCGACUCAAACCGCCCAUCCCUGAUCUCCUGCUUGAAAUCCUGGGGCUACGAAACCAUCGACCUAGGUAUUGCCCGCGACACACCAGCCAGCGAACUCGAGCUUGCCCUCCGCGACUCCCUCCGCGGCAUCGGCCGCGCCUCAACCAGCGUCGACGUAAUCAUAACAACAGGAGGCGUCUCAAUGGGCGAAUUAGACCUCCUCAAACCAACCAUCGAACGAACACUAGGUGGAACAAUUCAUUUCGGCCGUGUCUCCAUGAAACCAGGCAAACCCACUACUUUUGCAACAAUUCCAUUCAAGGAAUCAGGCAACAAUACCCAGCAACGUCAAUCGAAACUCAUCUUCUCUCUCCCUGGUAACCCGGCUUCGGCACUGGUUACCCUGAACUUAUUCGUUCUUCCUUCACUGCAUAAACUCACAGGCCUGGGCCAUAGUUCGCAAGCACUGGCUUCGAAGCCUUGGCUUGCGCCUCACUUGGGCCUUCCGCUUGUUUCUGUGGUUUUGAGUCAUGUCUUCCCUCUCGAUGCGAAGCGCACUGAAUACCAUCGUGCUGUGGUGACUGCGUCGCGGUCUGAUGGUCGGUUGUAUGCUACUAGUACGGGGGUGGAGGGUGCUGGGCAGAGGUCCUCUAAGGUAGACAGUCUCGCUAAGGCGAAUGCAUUGGUGGUUCUGCGGCCUGGGAAUGGACUUGCUGCUAAGGGGGCGGUUUUCGAGGCUUUGAUGAUGGGGAAUGUGCAUGGUUCGGACUAG
Messenger RNA from Penicillium salamii, 1746 nucleotides. Lineage: Eukaryota; Fungi; Ascomycota; Eurotiomycetes; Eurotiales; Aspergillaceae. The record is from the annotation of a GenBank genome assembly.